AUGCGGGCAACCAUCUCCGCAGUUGGCACCACUUCCGCAUCAUCCGCCAUAGCCAAAGCCCAAAACUCAAGCUUGCCCGGCGAAUCCUCCAACAGUGCUUGCCUCUGUACCAUUGAGUUCAAGUUGCCUCAGUUAUCAGCUGCAAGAUCGUACGGUCUUGGGCUGAAGUUUGAGCAUGGAAAACUUCAUAAAGGAGGAAGUAUAUUUGGAACUAUCUUUGCUGCCAGUAGGAAGACCAGAGUAGAACCAACUUCUAGGAAGCGAGAAGCGUAUCCCCACCAAACUCUACCUUCAAAUGCAUCGGCAAAUUUCGUGUUCCCCGUCAGCCACAAAUUCAACGGCCGUGACGGGCGGUCGUUGAGCGAGCUCAAAGCCCAUGAUUCCCUCCGCUGCGGCCGGAUUCUCGCCGGCUCUGCUUCUGCGGUGGAUGUACAGCUGGGCGGCAAUGGCCGUCCGUCAGAGACCAGAUUAUACUUCGCCAAGCUCGGGAUCGGCUCGCCGUCGAAGGACUAUUUUGUCCAGGUGGAUACAGGGAGUGACAUCCUGUGGGUCAAUUGCAUCGACUGCACUAACUGUCCAACGAAAAGUGAUAUUGGCGUGAAGCUCACUUUGUAUGAUCCGAAAGGCUUUUCGAGUUCGAAUGCUGUUACUUGUAAUCAGGAGUUUUGCACGUCGAAAUACAACGGUCAGCUUCCGGGCUGCCGGCCGGACUUGCUCUGCCAAUACGACGUGACUUGUGGCGACGGAAGUGCGACGGCGGGAUACUUUGUGAAGGACACUAUUCAAUUUGACAAGGGGACUAAUGGCAGUGUUGUGUUUGGUUGCGGAGCUAAGCAAUCAGGGCAGCUGGGCAAGUCAUCCGAGGCGCUUGAUGGGAUUCUAGGAUUCGGGCAGGCGAAUUCGUCUGUGUUUUCCCAGCUGGCUACUUUCCGUUCCAAAAGAGCUAUCAGCCUUCCGUGA
Pyrus x bretschneideri (Chinese white pear) is the source of this 960-nucleotide messenger RNA. RefSeq names its product aspartic proteinase 36-like. The record is from RefSeq and is a predicted model, not a curated record. Bases 1 to 960 code for a protein of 319 amino acids. The transcript is spliced from 2 exons. Gene Ontology annotation, molecular function: aspartic-type endopeptidase activity. Gene Ontology annotation, biological process: proteolysis. NCBI's taxonomy places the organism in Eukaryota, Viridiplantae, Streptophyta, Magnoliopsida, Rosales, Rosaceae.